This is a messenger RNA of Mucor mucedo, 4744 nucleotides long. Its product is annotated as glycosyl hydrolases family 15-domain-containing protein. NCBI's taxonomy places the organism in Eukaryota, Fungi, Mucoromycota, Mucoromycetes, Mucorales, Mucoraceae. The transcript has 11 exons. Gene Ontology annotation, biological process: glycogen metabolic process. The coding region runs from base 298 to 4602 and encodes 1434 amino acids. Gene Ontology annotation, molecular function: calmodulin binding. The record is from RefSeq and is a predicted model, not a curated record. Gene Ontology annotation, cellular component: phosphorylase kinase complex.
GUAUUCCCAAAGUCAAGCUCAUCCAUGUAUUUUACGUCAUCAUAAAAUUAGCGCAAUAUAUAUUAUUUUUUUAACUUACUUUUUAUGAUUCCACUUUAUCAUACACGCAGACAUGCUUAUUCAAUAUAUUGAUUGUAAACGUUUCAUGGACGUCCGGUCCCCUUCUUUCGCAAUUUUACCCGUUUUAGAUCUACAAACGGUACAAUCUCCGAAAUAUUUUUAUAAAGCUGAAUUUCUUUUUGGUUCUUUUUUUCUUCUUAUUUCUUGAGCGUUUUUUUCUCUCUCUUUCUCUUCAAAAUGACCAAAACACCAAGAAAACAUAUCCUAGAAAGGCUUGAGUACUACUAUCAAGUGAUAGAUAAAACAAUUAUUUCAAAACAAAAUGCCUCGAGUGGUUUGAUGCCAGCUUCUACUGCUAUUACAAGUCAUGGUGAUUAUACCGAUGCCUGGGUCAGAGAUAACGUAUACUCCAUUUAUGCUGUUUACGGACUUGCUUUGGCUUAUAGAAGAUUAGAUGAUAAUACCGGAAGAGCAUUUGAGCUCCAAUAUUCGGUUAUCAAGCUUAUGCGGGGUCUUUUAUUUUCCAUGAUGCGUCAAUCACACAAAGUCGAACAAUUCAAACAAACUCAAUCUUUAGAGCAUUCACUUCAUGCAAAAUAUAACACAAAUACAGGUGAAACGGUUGUAGGAGAUUUUGAGUGGGGACAUUUACAAAUUGAUGCAACUAGCUUCUUUUUAUUGGCUUUGGCAGAUAUGACUGCAGGUGGAUUUAAUAUUGUAUAUACCCAAGAUGAAGUAGAUUUUGUCCAAAAUCUCGUAUUUUAUAUCGAACGUGCCUACCGUACUCCUGACUACGGUAUUUGGGAGAGAGGUAACAAAAUCAAUCACGGACAACCGGAAUUGAACUCUUCGUCUAUUGGUAUGGCUGUUGCUGCACUCCGUGCUAUUAAUGGUAUCAAUUUGUUUGGUGCCCGCGGUGGUCCAUCUUCAGUUAUCCAUGUUUUACCAGAUGAAUUAACGCGUAACUCGACUACAUUACAUAGCUUUUUACCCCGUGAAUCCAACUCAAAAGAAAUUGAUGCAUCUGUAUUAUCUAUAAUUGGAUUUCCAGCAUUUGCGGUAGAUGACCCCGAAUUAAUCCAACGCACAAGAGAAGAGGCGGUUAAAAAAUUGGAGGGAAAAUAUGGUAUGAAACGGUUUUUAAGAGACGGCCAUCAAACGGUGGUUGAAGACACAUCCCGCUUAUACUAUGAUGCACAAGAACUGAAAGUAUUUGAAGACAUUGAAUCGGAAUGGCCCUUAUUUUUCACUUAUAUGGUAUUGGAGGGCCUGUUUACAGGCGAUCUCCAACAAGCCGAAAACUACCAAAAGAAAUUGGAACCUCUUAUCAUUGAUUCAGUUACCAUGGCACAGCAACAACAGACUCCGGCAUCUCCUUUUUUGACUAGUACUACCAGCAAUGAUUCUUCGUAUCAUGUCAAUACCAUCUAUGAAGAUGAUCACGAUGAAGAAGAAGAGGAGCUUCAUGUGCCCCUUUUGCCAGAACUGUAUUAUGUUCCCGCCGAAAAUAUCUCGGCCGAAAAAGAGAAUCCACAUUCCCAAAAGCGUGUACCGAAUGACAACUUACCGUUAGUUUGGGCUCUUUCUCUCUACUUUUUGGGAGGCUUGAUCACCGAAGAUUUACUUUCACCCUCAGAAGUCGAUCCACUUGGUCGCCGCUUUAAUAGCUCAAGGUUGCCCAAGGAUAAUAUUAUCCAGAUUGUGCUCUUGUCAGAGGAUAGUGAACUUCAGGCUGCUCUAUCAACUUAUGGCCUCGAAACACAAACUUUAGAGCAAAUUUCUUCCACCACGACCGUAUUACCUCCACAAGCCCUUGUCGACGUUUACGCUGGGUUAGGGCUUAAUAGUAAGAUGAAUAUGAGUGGCAGACCCAAAAGACCUAUUGGUGUUCUGGGUACAUCCCGUUUAUACAAAAUCCAAGGCCAAACUUAUGCAUUUACACCUCAUUUUAUGGAUAACAACGAGUUUUAUAUCAACUCAGACCCGGAUUAUUUAGUAUCCGAAUUUGAAAGUGAGUUGAGCUUUACAAAGAAAAACUGGUACUAUCCCGGUCGACCCACCAUGGUGGUUUUGCUUUCGCAUGCCCUACUUGGUACUACUCAUGCCAAGACAAAGAGCGCCAAUAACAACAAGACAAACAAUGUACUCCAUAACUCGGAUGCCUCCAAAAAGAAUUUGUUAAACUUCUUUACAAAUUUACGUGGUGGAUUUUCUUGUGAAGGCAGUGUCCGUGUCAAAUUAUGUCGAUUGGCAGAGACAAUCAAUACCAGUAAUAUUGAAUCCUUGGAUUUCUUGAUCAAUAAGCCCGAAGUCAACUGGAAACGUAUUUUACGGGUCGCUCAUGCUUCCCGCGUAUCCAAGAAAAAAUUGGGUUACAAUGCAUCAAAAACUCAGGCAAGUACACCCGGACAUCGUACACCCGGUCAUCGUACUCCUGGUAGCGGCCUCGGUGGUGCGAGCUAUGGCGGAAGAACGCCUAAACGCAAAAACACUACCUUCUAUGGUAAAUCUUUGGCUUCGCCUCUUGACAAAAUUCACGACGAAAACUAUUUCGAUGAGCUGGCAAACGCUUUGCACAAAUUGAAGGCAAAUGCCGAGCCCGAAUUUAAACUAAAGGCGCAUGAGGAUAAGCAACAGCAAAAUAUAGUCGAGUCACCAUUGGAAUCUUUAUCCCCUGUCGUGGGACAACAACUUCAAAAAACAGGCAGUGUUCCGUCUGCUAAUGCAAAGGAAGAUCAAUCCAGCUCACCCAAUGAAAUGCUUUCUUUAACUCUCGGCGAUUCCUCCCAAUUUGAUCAAGCCGUGGAAAGUUUAGCAGCCUCUGUUAAUUUAUAUGAUCAAAUUGAUUUAUUGCAGUAUUUAAUUUCUUGUAGACCUGCCAGCUAUUAUAUCCAAACACUUGAAACAACUAUUUUGGAAUUAGUCGAAGAAGUUUAUCUCAAAUCCAUGAAGUCACAGUAUUGGUCUAUUGCAAGACAGGCAGCCGGUCUUUUACAUAAGAAUGUGCCUUCUUUAACCAUCAAUAUCACCGAUCUUGUCAUCCGCCAAAAGCAAGUUAGUAUUGGCUCAGGACCCCAAGAGUAUCUUAUUUCUAUGCCCGUCGCCCCAGAUACUUUGAAUAAGAUGAUUAGUGAACACUGUAACGACGAUGUGCGUGAAGGACCGGUUGUACAAGAAAUCAUCAUCUACUUGGGCAAUUUGAUUCGUACCCAGCCUCAUAUGUUUGAAGGUAUUUUGCGUUUACGUACUCAUUACAUUAUCAUUGCAUUGCGUGAAGAAAUUAGUCGCGUAAACCAUAGCGACGAGGAAGAAGCCGUGGAACAUUUAAUGCAAUUAUCCCCCUUCGAGCUUAAAUCUUUGUUAAACACCGUUCUCUCUGGCCCUAGUCUUUGCCACACCAAUAACAACAACAUCAUUGUACGCGAUCGUCCCGGAGGGUUCCUGAUGCUUUCAACUGCUGAGCAAAAUCGCGAAGAAGCCGAAAGCAAUAACAGCUAUAUUCCUCUUUUAAGUGAGGAUAAGGUGAUUCAAAUUAAAGCUCAAUCAGGUGGUUAUUUCUCUGGAAAUUUUGCAAAGGUGGAGAUUAACGGGACUAUCAUGGAAGCCAACUCUCGUGGUAUUCACGUCUGGGCUAUUGAUCGUAACGAAAAUAUUAUUUUGGAGCGCGCGUCAUUUGAUACUCAUAUCUCAGAAGAAGAAAGUCAAGACUUUACAAAGUUCUUAAACUGGUUAAGUAGUGACAUGAUUGUCAUUAUUGCCUCUAAAGACGACUUUAUUGAACACUUGACUGAGGAUGCCAUAUUCACCUUGGAGCAAAUGGGAAGUACCAAAAUUAGACAGGUUCAAUAUCGGGAUUCAUAUGUGUUUAUUGGAGAAAAACGCGAUCGCGAAAACAUACUCGAAGCGCAUCAAUUAUCAACGGAUGGACCGACAGAAAAAAUCGAAAAGACUAUCCAGCUUGAAACACAUCAACCUGGCACUAACACAGAAAAUGAGGAAGUAACUAAAGAAAAUAUUCGAAACUAUUUCCCUAAUGCCAACGGAAGAUGGCUUCGUCGUCGUAAGAAUGAUGGUGCAUUGAACCGUGUACCCUCUUCCAAUUUCUUUCCUCAAGUAUGGACCAUCUUGAAUCAAACAGAAGGACUUGUGAUCAAAAAUCAUGUAUUGCCUCGCGAUCCCAUCGUUUUGGAGAAGACACCCGAAGAGUUCAACUUUGCUAUUGCAGUGGAGUCUUUCUUGGGCUGGUUCACAGACCCUGCUGAACGUCAAGUGGCCGUUGAAGCUCUAACCAUUAUUUAUCAAGAGAAUGUGAAAUACAAGAAGAUGUUGGACCUGACCGUAAUUAUUAACCAGGCCGUUCAAAACUUUUGGAAGAAGUGGGUCGAUUUAAACAAAUUGACAAAGUUGUUUGGAAAAUCCAAUGCCUUUGAGGAGCAUAUCGAUCUUGCUCGUCAAUUGUUCUUUGACUUACCCUUGAAUGGCACCGAAAGUACUGGCUCUUAUAUUAAAGCAAGUCUGGCUCACACUUUGACAUCACCUUAGAUUCUAUCUCCCUUACAAAAAUAAUCUUUUAUUUAUCUAAAACCCAAAAGCUGUUCGAUUUACCCCUUUUAUAACCUAAUGGUUCUUUUUGCUCUAUAAACUAAAAAUAUUUGAACUAAAAAUAAAACUCGAUUACAGUUAA